Molecule: messenger RNA, 858 nt
Organism: Carya illinoinensis
Lineage: Eukaryota; Viridiplantae; Streptophyta; Magnoliopsida; Fagales; Juglandaceae
Product: copper transporter 6-like
Exons: 1
Coding region: 95-580 (161 amino acids)
Biological process (GO): copper ion transmembrane transport; intracellular copper ion homeostasis
Cellular component (GO): plasma membrane
Molecular function (GO): copper ion transmembrane transporter activity
Source: RefSeq, a predicted model, not a curated record
CCUCAAGCGCCACACAACCACCAUAUCAACCACAUAUUAAUUACGGAUCAGGCCGAAGACUUUGUGCUAGAAACACAAAGAAGAGUAAUCUGCCAUGGAUGGUAUGGAUCAUGGUGGUCAUGAUGAGCACGGCAUGGAUGGGAUGGCACCAUCAUCGACGAAUUCCACCCCCAUGGGGAUGAUGGACGGCCAUCAUGAGAUGGCCAUGAUGCAUAUGACCUUCUUCUGGAGCAAAAACGCCUACAUACUCUUCUCCGGGUGGCCCGGCACAAGCACAGGUAUGUAUGUGUUGGCCUUGAUAUUUAUCUUUGUCCUCUGCAUCAUCGUCGAGUGGCUGUCUCGUUCCCCACUGAUCAAAACCGGGCCAAAGCAUUUCACGGCCGGUCUGCUGCAGACACUGUUGCAUGGCUUAAAGGUGGGGCUGGGUUUCAUGGUUAUGUUGGCAGUGAUGUCUUUCAACGUUGGUGUGUUUUUGGCUGCUGUUGCUGGGCAUAGUGUGGGGUUCUUGUUGUUUCACAGUAGGGUUUUCAAGGAUUCUGAUACUGGAAAGCGCGGUGAUGUUCUUCCCUCAAGCUGUUGAUCAUCAUGAUCAUGAUCGACAUGCAGGAAAAGAAACAAGCUGGGAUUGAGACUGCAUCUGUGCAUCAUGUGUUUUGUCUUCGUUUUUGAGUUAUAAUUAGCUUCUGUUAAUCUCCCACUACAUGAGAAGCCUAUAGGGGAUCUGGAAUUAGGUUUUUGUGCAUUGCUUUUCUCCCACCAAAACAAAAAGACUUGUAUGAAUCUUGUAUGUACUUUCAAGAUAUUGCAUCAUCAUGUAGUGGGUCUACGGAGGAAUUAAUACUCUAAUUUACAAUUAAA